Oikopleura dioica is the source of this 1701-nucleotide messenger RNA. NCBI's taxonomy places the organism in Eukaryota, Metazoa, Chordata, Appendicularia, Copelata, Oikopleuridae. The record is from the annotation of a GenBank genome assembly.
AUGCCACUAGAAGUAACGAGAGGACCAAGAAUGAGGGGCAAGAGUUCUUUCGCAGCAGGAGCGGCGAAGAAUUUGGGAAUUAUUGUCAAGACGACAGCUUCUUCCAGCUCAAGUUAUGGUUCCGAUUCUUCCCGCCGCGACCGAAUGCUCCGUCACUACACCUCCAUUGCCGAAACCGGAGUUUCAUUCAAAGACAGAAAAGCCCAACGAUCAUCAAUGACUGUAACAGAUGCAGAAGUCCAAGCAGCGUUACCGCCAACUCGCCUGGGACUGCGAUCAACAAUGAGUAUCCCUACUCAAGUCGAUUCGCGAUCGUAUUCGCGAAAAGGGCAAACGACGCAAGUUGGUUCAAAUUUGACUGGAUCCAAUGUUGAGAAAAGAAGCGCGAAUUAUACAUACGGCCCAGCGAUUAAAGAAUUCGCGAGCCGCAAGACAGCUCCCAUCGCCAUCGAACUUGAAGACAUGCGCGCCGUCAAACAAAAGAUGCGCGACGAGUACCAAACACGAUUGAAAAUGGAGUCGAUUCACGAUGAGGAGCCUAGUCAUUCCGAAAUCGACCUUGGCAAAGAGGACUUCGAAGACUACUUUGCUUCAAAAAGCGCGGAGGAACUCCAGCGCGAAUACGAAAUCGCCUCUUUAGCUCGAGAAGUCAGGGAGAAAAAGGAAAAGCAGCUCGCUCAGCGAACGCCGAAUGAAGAACUCGACGACUGGUUGUUUCCACGUGACUCGACGUUUAUCAAAGCGUACUGGAAGAAAAACCCAGAAACGUUCAAGCGGCACACGUGCUCGGGAAACAUCGAUGUGAGGAUGAAGAUGAAUGAUGCAAUUAGCCACGCAGCUGAAAUCGGCGACACGGAGAUUCUAGAGGUCCUACUCGAUCACUCUGGCGUCAGUUCUGCCGAAGCAAGGAUCGAUGAAGCUGGCAAGCAGCGGAUCAUGGAGCUUCUGGACGGGGAAGACGCUUCAACAGGAAUGUUCAGUUCAACAGCGCUACACAAAGCUGCUUAUCGCGGCAAGUACGACAUGGUCAGGCUGCUCCUCAAACUCGGCUGCGAUCCCAAUCUGCAGGGAAAAUCAAUGGACACACGUGGCGGGGCGACCGCGCUGGAUUCUUGCAUUUUUGGACUUUCGUCAAGCGGUUCACACAUUUCAAGGGGUACACCCUUAAUACUUUCGUUGCCAACCGCUGAAAAGACCAUUCCCCCUGACGUUGGAAAAUACGCCACUGCCAUGAAUCGCCUAGAUUACUUCGAGGACCAUUUUAAGGUCCUCCUUUAUCUAAUAGCCGGCGGGGCCAAACCAGAACUGUCAAUGUGCAAUGGUCUCCAGGGCGGAAUCUUCUACCAGAUCUUUCAAAACAUUCUCGAAAACUUGAAGCCCAAUCACAUUCCGAGCAUUUCCGCCAGAUUACAGUACGACCUCGUUGUCGUUUUCGAGGCUCUAUGGAACUGCGGCUAUCGAAUUACAGAAGAUGUCCUUAUCGAAGCUGGAGAAGAGUAUAACUGGGUGAACAGCUUGGAGAUGGUCAAGAAGAUGAUCCAGGUCAAGGGAAGAGAAGUGAUGUCCUUAUCGGAACUUGCUCGCAACGCGUCAAGAGGAGUCUUGCGUGGUAGUCUCGCGAUGAAUCAAAUUCCAAAGUGGAUCCCGUACAGAAUGCGCCGCUGGAUCGCGUUUGGAGAGCUUUACGAAAUUCCAAUGUAA